Molecule: messenger RNA, 651 nt
Organism: Aureobasidium subglaciale EXF-2481
Lineage: Eukaryota; Fungi; Ascomycota; Dothideomycetes; Dothideales; Saccotheciaceae
Exons: 2
Coding region: 17-466 (149 amino acids)
Source: RefSeq, a predicted model, not a curated record
GUCACGCCUCUUGACCAUGAAGUCCAUCAUUCUGACCUCUUCCUUGAUUGGUCUGGCGGCAGCUGCUCCUAGACCUCAAGACAUCGACUUCGACCUUGCCUUCGCUCUUCCAAACCCGACAUACUCUAAAGCUGCCGGUGUAACUGCUCAAUCUGUGGUCAUCGAUCCAAGCGUUGUCUAUUCGGCGGCGGCUGCCCAGAUCACUGCCACAGAUGCUGACACAGCCGGCAUCCCAACCGCAACUACAGACAUCGCUCAUGUCAAGCGCGCUGCUUGUGCCUCUCUACCUGUUGCAGCUGGCCCUGUCCCUAGUCCCGACACCGUCGCUGCUUUCCUAGCAUAUCCCUCCUUUGCGUCCAUCGCUUCUGCCGCACCGACGCCAAGCGGCUACACUGCCCAAUACGUGAAUCAAGCCGGUUCAAGCAAUGCAUACGGCUAUCUGGGCUUCACUACACUCAAGACAUAGGCAAUAUGGUACAAGUUUUCAAGCGAAUGUGUAUCUGCGGAACACGAACGGCACAGUUGUCGCAAUUCUCUAUGACCCCGGAUACACUGUCCACGAUUCUUAAGGGGAAGCCAUAUGUAGAUGGGAGAUAUCAGAGCGGUGCCACGCAGCCACCAAGAUAGCAAACUGAUAAAUUGUCCUCUCAC